AGGUUCACAGAAGACACAGUUCACCUGUGAAAAUUGUGAGAAUGAAGAUCUCUGCGAUUUUCCCGUUGUUGCUGCUGGUCUGCUCUGUCUCCACUUCAGUGGAAAACACAGAGGUACAAGUGCCUUAUUUGCAAGACAUCCGUGCUCUACUGAGAGAGAUGACCGCCUCGUUGGCUCAGCAGAAGGUGGAGAUGAGAUUCUUGCAAAGAGUGAAUCAAGAACAUGCAACAAAGCUGAAACAACAGAAGACUGAGGUGACGAGGCAGAAGACUGAGAUUGACAAGCUGAACAAACAGUUGCAAGUGAAACAGGUGGCUUUCUCAGCUUCUCUGUUGGGUGCAGGCUCUGGAGACACCGGACCCUUUCCCACAUACACUACCCUAGUCUUUGCAAAUGUCAUCACAGACAUUGGGAAGGCCUACAACAAGCACACAGGUGUUUUCACUGCACCAGUGAGAGGAGCCUACCACUUCGAGUGGUACAUAGGUACACAUGGUGGUCCCCAUGCCUCAGGUGCUGUGUUGGUGAAGAACUCAGAGCACACUUUUAUUGCAUAUGAGCAUCAGGGAAGCCAUUAUGGGAGUUCUUCUAAUGGUGUUACACUGCUUCUGGAGGUUGGAGAUGAUGUGUUUUUACGUCUGUGGCCCCAUACAAAGCUGUUUGACAAUCAAAAUCGCCAUACCACCUUCAGUGGCCAUCUGCUUUUCACCAUGUGAGACUGAAGCUGAAGUUCUUCUUUUUUUCAGCUGUGAUAGUCAUGCAAGCUUUUGUUGUCUUGAACAGAACUUCAUCUUAAACUCAAUCUGAUUUUCUUAAAAUCACAGUAAUCAUGUCAAAUAUACUACAUAUUUUUAAUUUUAAUCAAAUGUAAAAUGUUUAGACACUUUAGAUGGAUCUUGAUCUGAAUCUUGCAUGCUUCUUACCUUUUUUCACAUUUCAAAGUGAUUAAGUUUUC
Larimichthys crocea (large yellow croaker) is the source of this 955-nucleotide messenger RNA. RefSeq names its product complement C1q-like protein 4. The record is from RefSeq and is a predicted model, not a curated record. The transcript is spliced from 4 exons. The coding region runs from base 42 to 716 and encodes 224 amino acids. Lineage: Eukaryota; Metazoa; Chordata; Actinopteri; Sciaenidae. Gene Ontology annotation, molecular function: protein binding.